UGCUCGUCGUGAGGCAGUCGCCAUUUUGAAACCCAAAUCGUUCACAGUACACCCGCCCUGAAACCUGGAACUAUGCCGCGGGGCCGGCCUCGCAAACUGAGGGAUAAAACCAACGACGGAACAGAGGGUAUAUCUGGAGCCAAGCAGGACAACAGCCAUGGGGAUUCCAAGGACAACAAGUGCACUGUCUGCUCCCAGAGCUUCACCACUGAGAGCCAGCUACAGAGGCACCAGCGCGACCAUGAGGCCAACGACAAGCUUCACCGGUGCGACCAGUGUGCUCAGACGUUUAACGUGGAGUUCAACCUCAUGCUCCACAAGUCCACACACGCCACCUCGAACCCCACCUGCCCGGUGUGCCACAAGAAGUUCUCCCGCGUGGCCAGUCUCAAGUCCCAUAUCAUGCUGCAUGAGAAGGAGGAGAAUCUGAUCUGUACAGAGUGUGGCGACGAGUUCAUUCUCCACAGUCAGCUCAUGCUGCAUCUGGAGGAGCAUCGCAAAGAGCUGUCUGGGGCCAAGGUGUACACCUGCAAGACCUGUAGCAAGGAGUUCAAGAUGGCAGGCCAGCUCAAGGAGCACACCAAGACCCACGUCAAGAUGAGGCCACUCAGUUCGAAUUCCAGAAACUACAAGAAGAAUAUCGAUCGGAGUGGAUUCACCAACAGCUGUCAGCACUGUGGCAAGACGUUUAAAAAGCCCAGCCAGCUUGUUCGACACACACGAAUACACACAGGCGAGCGGCCGUACAAGUGCAGCCACUGUAGCAAGGCCUUCAACCAGAAAGUCGUGCUGCAGACCCAUAUGGUGAGGCACACGGGAGAGAAGCCCCACCUCUGCAUCUUUUGCCCCUCUUCCUUCUCGCAGAAGGGCAACCUGCACUCGCAUGUCCAGAGAGUGCACUCUGAGCUUACGGGAGUACCACUGUUCCCGUGCAUGGACUGUAGCUGUGUGUUCAAAAAGCUGGGCAGUCUCAACGCCCACAUCAGCAAGAUGCACAUCUUGCUCAUAGAGGAAUCGGCCAACACACAGGAGGUGGAGUCGGGUCAGGGUGUGGCGGGGUCAGAGGGCAGCGAGGUGGUGACUGACGUGAUCCAGCAGCUCCUAGAGCUGUCAGAGCAGGUGACAGGGGAGGGGACCCAGUCACAGUCCCAAGAACAGACCAUCACCAUGGAGACGGCUAUCAACCAGGACAUCCUACAGCAAGCCCUGGAGAACAGUGGGUUGAGCGUGGUUCAGUCCCAGACCAACGGCGCGGCCAGACAGACUCAGAGCCAUGCCGCCGAGGGGGCUCUACCUGACAGUAAGAAGUUACCAGGCCAGGACAAAACCGCCAAGAAGGAGAAGAGAAGUAUCUUCAGAAAACCUGUACAGAUGCCAGGCUCCAUCAGGGAGGAGAACGGCGUGCGGUGGCACAGCUGCCCUUACUGCAGCAAGGAGUUCAAGAAGCCCAGCGACCUGGUGCGCCACAUCCGCAUCCACACACACGAGAAGCCCUUCAAGUGCAAGCAGUGCUUUCGCGCCUUUGCCGUCAAGAGCACCCUUACUGCCCACAUGAAGACGCACACAGGCAUCAAGGCCUUCGAGUGCCAGUGCUGCAUGAAGUGCUUCUCCACGUCGGGCAGCAGGAAGGUCCACAUGCGCCUACAUACAGGUGUGCGUCCGUUCCCGUGCCCUCACUGUGACAAGAUCUUCCGUACAUCGGGCCACAGAAAAACACACAUCGCCUCUCACUUCAAGAGCCUGCAGCAGAAGAAGCACAAGUUCCCACGCAAAGCCCAUAAAACCAAGGUGUCCAAGAGCAACAUACCUCUGCCUGAUAUCCCCCUGCAAGAGCCCAUACUUAUCACGGACCUCGGUCUCAUCCAAUCCCAGAACCCUCGCCUGGCCUUUCAGACGUACCUGGAGAUGGUGGACAAUGAUCGGCCAUACAAGUGUCCCUGCUGUAACAAGGCCUAUAAGAAAUCCAGCCACCUCAAGCAGCACGUUAGGUCUCACACGGGAGAGAGGCCGUACAAGUGUGUCCAGUGCGGUAAGGGAUUUGCCUCCUCGGGGGUGCUGAAGGCCCACAUCCGGACCCACUCGGGCCUCAAGGCCUACAAGUGCCUGAUUUGUGACACCACAUUCACCACCAGCGGCAGCCUCCGCCGCCAUAUGACCACCCACAGCGACAUGCGGCCCUACAUGUGCCCUUACUGCCAGAAGACCUUCAAGUCCUCACCCAACUGCAGGAAGCACAUGAAGACCCACAGGUAUGAGUUGGCCCAGCAGCUCCACCAACAGCUGAACCCGGAGCCCUCGACGCUGGACGACCCCAUGGACGGCACCACCGUGACCCACAACCUGCAGGUGGAGCUGGAGGACGGCACCCUACAGCAGGAGGCUCCUCCCAUGGUGGGCUCAGAGCAGCAGGGCAUGCUGGGACUGGGCCAGGCGCAGGUGGUGGACGGCGGCCAACAGGUGUCGCUGGAGACCCAGCUAAGUGACCAGCCCCUGGGACAGGAAGAGGACACCUUUGUGACUACCCAGCAUGCUCUGCCUCAGAAUAUUAGCCACUUUGAGACGCAGACACUCCCACAGCCUGGCUUUGACCAGCAAGUACUUACUCAAGGUUUCACCAUCACCGCAGAGGGCUAUCCCCAGGCCCAGUUCUCCACGGUGCAGCAGCUUCAGGACUCCAGCACGCUGGAGUCUCAGGCCCUGUCCUCCAGCUACCACCCCCAGAACCUGCUCCAUGUGCCCAGCCAAGAGACGAGUGGCCUGCUCCAGGAGACUAGCCAAGGAGACCUCCAGCUGUCUGACCAGGCGCAAGACUACCAAGACCCUGAAGACAGCGAGGACAACAGCAAGAGGGCUUACAGGUGCACCAUGUGUAAUAAACCUUUUAAGAAGUCCAGCCAUCUGAAGCAACACGUGCGCUCCCACACCGGAGAGAAACCCUACUGCUGCAACAUUUGUGGCCGAUGCUUCGUCUCAGCAGGGGUCCUCAAGUCCCACCUCAACACACACACAGGAGUGAAGGCCUAUAAGUGUAACAUGUGUGACACAUCCUUCACCACCAACGGCAGUCUGAACCGCCACAUGGUUGUCCACCUGAAGCCCUACAAGUGUCACAUGUGUGAGGACAGCUUCCGCAACAACGUGCUGUAUAGGAAGCACUUGAAGAAGGACCACGCCGAAGUGGACAGAGGGCUGGAGGAUGAGGACGGCGAGGAGGAAGAGGAGGGCGAGCAGACCGUGAUGAAAAGGAACCGGGCCAACAUCAUAACCUUCACCGAGGAGCAGGCGGAGGAGCUGGCCAAGAAUGACCCUGGUGACGAGGCGUCAGUGUCGGAGAAGGUGCUGGCCCAGUCGGCGGCGGAGCGCGACCGCAUCAGCGAGAUCAAGGACAAGGCGGUGGAGCUGGAGACGGAGCCCAAGUUCGCCAACUGCUGUAACUUCUGCCCCAAGAGCUUCAAGAAGCCCAGCGACCUCGUCAGACAUAUCCGGAUCCACACAGGAGAGCGUCCUUACAAGUGUGACGAGUGUGGGAAGAACUUCACCGUGAAGUCCACCCUGGACUGCCACAUAAAGACCCACACAGGUCAGAAGCUGUUCAACUGUCACAUGUGCAACACAUCCUUUUCCACCAAAGGGAGUCUGAAAGUCCACAUGCGUCUCCACACGGGCUCCAAGCCCUUCAAAUGCCCCUUCUGCGAGCUCCGCUUCCGCACCUCAGGCCACCGCAAGACCCACAUCCAGUGUCACUACCGGCCCAGCUCAGAGGGUCGGAAGGCCAAGCGAGCGGCGUCAUCCAGAAGUAACCAGAACCAGCAGCAGCACCCGGUUAACCCAGAGACCCUGCACCCUGUGGGCCUGCUCCAGGCUACUACCACAGACCAUAACAUCUACCUCCCAGCCAACCAGGUCCUUGCAGGCCAGUUUGACCAGAACCUGCUGCAGCAAGGCCUGGUGGGCCAGGCUAUCCUGCCUACCUCCAUGUCAGCGGGUGGUGACCUGACAGUGUCUCUGUCGGAGGGUCUGGCUACUCUGGAGGGCAUCCACCUCCAGCUUACCUCUGCCAACCUAGUGUGUCCCAACGUCCAGAUCUCUGGCAUCGAUUCCAGCAACAUCAACAACAUCACACUGCAGAUUGACCCAGCCAUCCUCCAGCAGGGAGGUCUCCUCUCCCACGCCCUGACAGGAGACGGAGGCCUGACCAGCCACCCUGGUGUCCACCUCAUGGCCACAGGAGACCCCUCGGGGUCCGGCUCCAAUGUGGUCCUGCACCCGCUCACCAGCCUGGCCCUGCAGCCCUCCGCUGUCGGCCCCGGCCACGUCACCAUGGGCAGCCUUGGCGAGCACGACAUCACAGGAAACUGUCACAACGAGUUUGUUCCACAGCCAUUCUUUCACACCAGCUGGACCUACUUUGACGGCAUAGGGUGUCAGCCCAAGCCAUGGGNCCAUCCCCUCCAGAUUGACCCAGCCAUCCUCCAGCAGGGAGGUCUCCUCUCCCACGCCCUGACAGGAGACGGAGGCCUGACCAGCCACCCUGGUGCCCACCUCAUGGCCACGGGAGACCCCUUGGCGCCCGGCUCCAAUGUGGUCCUGCACCCGCUCACCAGCCUAUCCCUGCAGCCCUCCGCUAUCGGCCCCGGCCACAUCACCAUGGGCAGCCUUGGCGAGCACGACAACACAGGCUCUCAUCAGGACCUGAGUCAUGUGAUGAGUGCUCCAGGCCUGGUGUCCAGUGGGGCUCAUGGUGCUCAGGAGAUCACCCUGACCAUCAACAACUCCAGCCUCACCCAGGCUCUAGCUCAUGCCCAGGCCCAGGCCAACGCUGCUGCUGGGGGCAACACUGCUGCAGGCAACCACCCCCAGGAGAUCACACUCACCAUAUCAGGUCAAGACCUCCUCCAGCAGCACGGUACCCACGGUGGCGGAGAGAUGAUUGGCGGGAUCAGGCUGGCAUCCCACCAAACCACGGGUGCCACCCUCACCAUUGGCAAUGACCACCUCCUACCUCAGAGCAACGCGGGCAUGACUGUCACCAGCCUGCCGCCUAGCACCUCCCUAUCGCAGACGACUGGCUCCCAGAGCCUGGUGAUGUCAUCGUCGAGCAUGGCCAGCGACGGCAGCGUGACUCUCACACUGGCAGACACACAGGGUAUGCUGGACGCUCAACCUCAAUUCACGCUCAACUUCAACGCACAGAGUCAGCAGUACCAAACUGUGCUCAGUGACCAGGAUCUCUCAGGACAACAGGCCGGCUCCACCCAGCAGGUCAUACUGAUCAGUCAUCACCCCCAGGCCACUGAGGGACAACCCGACAAUGUAUACAGGCUAUCAGAGGAGGGCCAGGCGGUGGGGAAGGAGGACCAGGGGGAGAACCAGAAGCAGAACCAGUGUUUCUACUGCGAUCAGGUGUGUCAGAGUGCCAACACGCUGCGACGCCACUGCAGGCAGGCCCACGGCAAGGACCGGUGCCACGUCUGCAGAGUGUGUGGCAAGGCCUUCAAAAGAGCUACUCACUUAAAGGAGCAUGAGCGUGUCCACCAGCGAGGACCCUCACUGGGCUCCCAAAGGCCCAAGUUCUUCAAAUGCUCCUCCUGUGAUAAGGCCUUCGCCAAGCCCAGCCAACUAGAGAGACACAACCGCACACACACAGGUGAGCGUCCCUUUAAGUGUUCCCAGUGUGACAAGGCCUUCAACCAAAAGAGUGCCCUGCAGGUACACACGGUCAAACACACAGGGGAGAAGCCCUACAAGUGUGAAAUCUGCAGCAUCAGCUUCACACAGAAGAGCAACAUGAAGCUGCACAUGAAGAGGUCGCACGGCUAUGGUACCGAUCGGACCCAGGAGAUGACUUUGGAGCAGGGGACAGAGACGGAAGUGGAUAUCCCUCCCGAGCUGAAUGACAUGGAAGAGGUUGUCCAGGAGUCUUCUGGAGACUGGCACUGUGGCAUUCCCAACGUCUUCCCUUAGAUCCCAACUCAGAAUUGAAUUUACCAUCCCGGUUCAUCCCAGCAUAGACUCUUUACUAGGAGUCUGUGCACCGAUGAUACAAAGCACUGAUUUUACCACUAAGUAGGCGUGGAAAAACAUAGCACUCAGAUCAACCCCCCCCCCCCCACCACCAAAAGCUUUUUAAUUGAGUUGGAUAGUUCUGCACUUUUUCUAAAGCAUACCCACGGUGAUGUUGCCAAUCAAAUGCUGAAAACAGAAAGCGUGUGCGGCUGUACCUACACACAUUGGGUCUUAGCAGCAGCUAUUUCUGCCUGUUUCUCUUGUCCUCAGAUAUGCAUUAAAGGGGCAAUCUGUGAUUGCUACAUCCAUUUUUGAACCUUUAAAUUCAUGAUAUAUACCCAUUGAUUAUUGAAGAUUAUAACUUAAAAAUGCCUCAUGAGCCUAGUUCAGCUUGUUCCUCUUUUUUUUGUAAAAAAAAAACAAAACAAUUGUAAACAAACAUUUUAGAGUCUCAACAUGGUUAAAACUAUCCCUUUGAUAUCAUGGUUGUUCAGUCCUGGCAUCCAUAGCUCUGUCUCAUGAAUUUGAGAGUGGUUACAUUUUUCCAGCCCCAUCCCUCAGCUAUUUACCAAAUCAGUGGCGGGGUGCCCUCUUUUGUUAUUGUUUGAACUGCGGAUUGUCCCUUUAAAGGCAGAGAACUGGUCCUUCCAUUUGCCUAAAUUGCUGAAUCAGCCUGCGCUCUGAAUCUCAUUAGUACGAGUCCCUUAUGAGACGUUUUAGUCAAUAAGCCGUUUAGUAAUCAGACACUGACCUCCCCAGUACAGUUCACCGGUCGAGGCUGUAGCAAGCUGAGGUAGGCUACCAGCGGUUUGUUCCUAGACUGUUGUUUACUCUGUUUGCCAAUAAGAGGAGCAAACACUAUAGAUCUGCAUGGCUGCACUGUCAGUCCUGCGGUACUGGUUCAUGUCUCCCUGUAGAGUAGUAUAACCACUCACAAGCCCCAUCCACAAACAGCAUCCUAGAUCCUACCCUCCCUAGGCACCCCUGUAGAGCCGCAGUCCAUAAGUCAAUCAAUAUAAUGUCUUUUUUAAAGCCCUUUUUUACGUCAGCAGUAGUCAGUCACAAACUGCUUCAUAUGACCUAUUACGGAUUGGACUAGGUAUAAGCAAUAGUGUGAGAACUCCACCUUGCCCGCUGAAAGGCUGGAUGAAACGUUAGCCUUAUUGCUUAUUCCUAUCCAAUCAUUUCAGAUCUACACUAGCGUAUAACGGGCUGGGUGCAGGGGUUGUUUCUAGACGGGGAACUCCAUCUCUCCCGUGCUCCUGGGGCUGCUCCACAAACUGCAAACAGGCCGACUAUUAACUGUUUGACAAUUGAGCUGUGCUUUAACAGGCACACACAUUGGAGUGCAGUUUACCAGAAAAAUA
Molecule: messenger RNA, 7373 nt
Organism: Salvelinus sp. IW2-2015
Lineage: Eukaryota; Metazoa; Chordata; Actinopteri; Salmoniformes; Salmonidae
Source: RefSeq, a predicted model, not a curated record